CAACUGUUGAUCGACGUCCAAGUUACUUCCAGUAUUUGGUUUCCUCUGUUCUCCUGUAAAUCUACACCGGACUACACCAAAGCCUUACUCUUUGCUUCCCAUAACUUCAGGCAGGCCUCCUUUCAGUCCUACCUGGGUUUCAGGUUCGUUGUGAUGGCCGUUGCACACGGUUGCCAACCACUUCCAUCACAAGCUUACGGUAGGGAGGGCUUUUACAUUCGACCUCUCAGGCUCUUUUCUUCCACUUUCUUCUUCCCCCAUUUCUUUGGCGGCUAGUCCGCGAUCUACAGCGGUUGACUGUAUGAUCAAGUGUUGAUUAAAUCCUUACUUUUCUUUGUUUCUAUGUUCGUUUUACUUUUCGGUUUCCUGGCUUUGGGACCGCAGGUUGUGCUGUCGAAUCUCUUCCGACUCGGACUUGCCCAGGUUACACAAUGCGAACAAUUCACCAUUAACUUCAAGGGUGAAGUUAACACGACGUCGCCCCCAUCGUCUCUUACCGUCGUCCCUUUCGAUUCUGUUCCAAUUUCCAUUCCUGUACCAUCUAAUGCUCUCAACUUCACGGGUCUUGACAUCAACUUUCUUCCUCUGAAAGAAAACACUACUUUUAUUGUCUCUCUCGACAACGCGGAGAAUCAGAGUCUUUCACUGGUUUCCGAUUUCAUUCGAAUUUCCCCCUCCCAAAAUUCUUCCUGUCUCUCAUCAGCCCCCGCCAUUUCCACUCCGUCGCCCUACGCUAUAGUCGGAGGAGAAGUCAGGCAAUGCGAAGACUUCACCGUCGAGUACAACACCACAGAUGCACCAGAAAUACGGAGGUUUUUUCCAAACGGAUUCUCCUUUCCCCUGAUGAUGACGUCGAAUUCGAAGGGUCGAGCUACAUAUACUAUGGUGGCAUUUCGUGGACAGCCAGUGGUCCUAUUGUUUGACGACGGAAAAGGCUCCCGACGCACCUCGUCGUUGCUUUCGGUUAAAGGUGAUUCUUCAAGCCCGAAGAAAUGUUUAUCUAUCUUUAGCAACCUUACCGGUCAGCCAGAACAAUCAGAAGCGAGUCCACCUCCUAAGCUUUCCAAAGGCGUCAUCAUUGGCCUGAGCGUCGGGGGAGCUAUCAUUGUCCUGGUGACCCUCGCAAUGACCGGAUACAUUUUGCGGGAACGCAAUCGCAGGAGACGUCUUAUGGACACUCCACCUGUUCACAACCUACCUCCACAACACAGCCAAGGUCGUGAUAUGGUAGAGGAAAAGCGCAGAACAUCCCACCCGUUACCACCUCUACCUACCCCUGACACAAUAACCUAUCCGGAAGGGUACAUCAAAGACCCGCCCUAUGUUCUGGAAAGAUACUCCCCCACCCUCUCAGAUUAUCCCCGUACCAGUAUAUCCUGGGAAAUUGUUGACGGGGAGAUGCAAACCAAAUAUAGAACCUCGCAGUCAUCCCGAUUAUCGACGAUGGAUAUUGAAAAAAUGCUUGAUAUUGCAACUGAGCGAGAGUCCCGAUUGCCAACAUCGCCGACAUCGCCCCCCGUCCAGUACGCGAAUGCACAGCCAGCAGAUCUAAGUCCAACGUUUUCCGAUCUACGAAACCGCUCACAGCCUGAUGUUCCGCAAAAUCCUUCAUUCUUUGGAUCAUCCUCUUCGUACGCCGAGAUGUAUGGAUUUGGAGGAGAGGCAGAUUCCAUAUCCGAAUAUGCUAGGACGACGUCAGAGCUACGAUCACCUUCAUCAUUCGAAGACCGUGUAUCUCACAACUCGGGUUCCCCAAUUUUCGGCUUGCAACGAUCACAGAGCGCGUCUCUUCCCCGUUCACCUUUUAGCAGUGCAUAUCCGAGUGGAGUCUUGGAGGACAGAAGUGGGCCAGGGGCAGUGUCCUCUUUCUGAUGACUGGUGGAUCGAACAGGAAUAGCAGGAACCAGAGUCUAAUUUCAAUGUCUCCUUACUUCAAGUCUCAGUGAGAAAACCUUGUUUGAUCCUUAUGUGUUUGUAUUCGGGAACAUUUCAGAUUUGCAUCGCCUUCAUUUUGGGAUC
Molecule: messenger RNA, 2019 nt
Organism: Marasmius oreades (fairy-ring Marasmius)
Lineage: Eukaryota; Fungi; Basidiomycota; Agaricomycetes; Agaricales; Marasmiaceae
Exons: 3
Coding region: 343-1872 (509 amino acids)
Source: RefSeq, a predicted model, not a curated record